AUGCCUAACAUCUCAGAAGAUGAAAAAGAGAAUGGUUCUGGAAAUAAUGGAAACACUGAAAACAAACCUGGGAAAGAAUCCCCAGAUGCUUCUUUUCAUGAUCCCGUGAAGCCAUACUGCAUGUCAGAUGCCUCCACUGCAUCCUUGGUGUCCAGGGGAGAUGGACAUUAUCCAUGGGGUUGCCCUGUGACUCAUACACGAGAGAAGUUUUAUACCAUCUGCUCAGACUAUGCUUUUUUAAACAGAGUAACAUCUAUUUGUAAAAGCCCAAGUGCUUCAGUUAGUGCCUGUCUGUCAGGCAGUGCUGCCUUAAACGUUGGAAAUAACACAUCUAGCUUACUUGGCAUUCAAACUGGUGCAUCAGAGAUCAUCUACAGUGAAGAUGCUAACUUGGAAAGCUUGCCUAGUGAUCUUGGAAAGCUUCCACUAGCAUGGGAAAUUGACAAAUCAGAGUUCAAUGGCGUGACCACAAGUCUGAAGAACAAAGCAGGCAACAUGAAGAAACAAGUCCCAAAGAAAAAGUCUGUAGACAAAAAAAGCAAACAGUACAGAGAAUGUCCUCAGCAUUCUGCUCUUGAAGAUGUGAAGGAGAGGAAAGUGUUGGACCUCAGGAGAUGGUAUUGUGUUAGCCGACCUCAAUACAAAACUUCCUGUGGAAUUUCAUCCUUAGUGUCUUGCUGGAAUUUCUUAUAUAGUACACUAGGAGCUGGAAGUUUACCACCUCUUACUCAAGAAGAAGCAUUGCAUAUACUGGGCUUUCAGCCCCCAUUUGAGGAGAUUAGGUUUGGUCCCUUCACUGGAAAUACAACUUUAAUGAGAUGGUUUAGGCAAAUAAACGAUCACUUCCAUAUCAAGGGAUGCUCAUAUGUUCUGUAUAAACCUCAUGGAAAGAACAAGACAGCUGGAGAAACUGCUGCAGGAGCCCUUGCAAAGCUGACACGUGGACUGAAAGAUGAAUCAAUGGCCUACAUCUACCAUUGCCAAAACCAUUAUUUUUGCCCAAUUGGAUUUGAAGCAACCCCAGUAAAAGCUAGUAAAGCCUAUAGUAGAGGGCGUGUCUUGCAGCAAGAAGUUGAGUAUUGGAUCUUAAUUGGAGAGCCAAGUAGAAAACAUCCAACAAUCCACUGUAAAAGGUGGGCAGAUAUUGUCACUGACCUAAACACCCAAAAUCCAGAAUACCUAGAUAUUCGACACCUAGAGAGAGGAUUGCAGCAUCGAAAAACAAAAAAGGUUGGAGGAAAUCUUCAUUGCAUCAUUGCCUUUCAGAGACUUAACUGGCAAAGAUUUGGUCCUUGGAAUUUUCCAUUUGGAACUGUUAGACAGGAUAAACAAUCCCAAACACAAGGACAAGGAAUUUCCAAAUCUGAGAGUGAAGACAAUAUCUCUAAGAAACAACAUGGACGACUGGGUCGAUCUUUCAGUGCUGGCUUUCAUCAGGAGUCUACAUGGAAGAAAUCUAACCUUCGUGAGAGGAGGAACAGUGGGUAUCAGAGUUAUAAUGACUAUGAUGGAAAUGAUUAA
This is a messenger RNA of Indicator indicator, 1521 nucleotides long. RefSeq names its product basic, immunoglobulin-like variable motif containing (gene BIVM). The transcript is spliced from 10 exons. Lineage: Eukaryota; Metazoa; Chordata; Aves; Piciformes; Indicatoridae. The record is from RefSeq and is a predicted model, not a curated record. Gene Ontology annotation, molecular function: single-stranded DNA binding; DNA endonuclease activity. The coding region runs from base 1 to 1521 and encodes 506 amino acids. Gene Ontology annotation, biological process: nucleotide-excision repair. Gene Ontology annotation, cellular component: nucleus.